AUGAAAGGACCAUAUCCAGGACAAGUUCUUACUGCAGUUGGGGUAGAUCCUAACAAUGGAAUCUAUCCCCUAGCAUAUGCUGUAGUUGAGGCAGAAACAUUUGACAGUUGGAGAUGGUUUCUUGUUUGUUUGGGAGAAGACCUAGAUUUAUAUCCAAACAGCAACUUUACUUUCAUGUCAGAUAGGCAAAAGGGGUUGGUCCCUAGAAUUGCUAAAGUUUUCCCAAUGGCUGAACAUAGAUUUUGCUUAAGACACAUCUAUGAGAAUAUAAGUAAGUUGUUUAGGGGAGAACUCAUAAGGCAAAUGCUAUGGAAGUGUGCCACAAGAACCACUGAGCAAGAAUUUGAAGCUGCAAUGGAAGAGCUGAGGGUUGAAAAUGAUGGUGCCUACAACUAUUUGAAGAAAUGUAAUACAGGAAGGGCACAUUGUGAUAUUUUGUUGAAUAAUCUUUGUGAGACUUUCAAUAGUCAAUUGGUUGAGGGUAGGGAGAAACCAAUAAUCAGUUGCCUAAAAUAUAUUAGAGAGUAUUUAAUGAUUAGGAUUGUGACUGUGCAAAAGGUUAGAGAAUCAUUUAGAGACCAAUGUGUAGUUGAUAUUAAUGAGAGGACAUGUAGUUGUAGAAAAUGGCAGUUGACUGGGAUGCCAUGUAAGCAUGCAGUUUGUGGUUUAUGGAAUGCUAAAGAUAAUUCUGUGCAAGUGGGGAUAGUUGAGGAUUGGGUUGAUCCAUGCUAUAGGUUAGAUACAUGGAAAGAGGUCUAUGCAUUUAAGGUGGAGCCUGUAACUGGAUCUUCUUCAUGGCCAAAGAGUACUUGUGCAACUAGGCUUCUUCCUCCUAUUCAUAAGACUCAAGUAGGCAGGCCAAAGAAACAGAGAAAGAAGAGUGCCAUGGAAAAAGAAGAAGCAAAAAUGGUUAAAAAUGGUAAGCUUACAAGGGUUGGGAAGACUGUUACUUGUUCAAAGUGUAAGAACAAAGGACACAAUCAAAGGCAAUGCAAGGGUCAAAAUAAAAGUCAGUCUCAAGGUCAACCUAGUCAAUCCAAGGGAGGUUUGAAAAGAAAGAAUGAAGCUGGUGGGUCAAGAAAAGCUGCUGCUGCAAGCCAAUGUGGUCCAAGCCAAAGUCAAGGUGUAGGUGGUGCAAGUGAAUCUGCUCUAAGUCAAGUUGGAGCAACUCAAUCUGCAAGUCAACCAGCAAGAAACAACUGA
This is a messenger RNA of Erigeron canadensis, 1203 nucleotides long. RefSeq lists its product as uncharacterized. Gene Ontology annotation, biological process: DNA transposition. NCBI's taxonomy places the organism in Eukaryota, Viridiplantae, Streptophyta, Magnoliopsida, Asterales, Asteraceae. Gene Ontology annotation, molecular function: DNA binding; zinc ion binding; transposase activity. Bases 1 to 1203 code for a protein of 400 amino acids. The transcript is spliced from 3 exons. The record is from RefSeq and is a predicted model, not a curated record.